Molecule: messenger RNA, 1127 nt
Organism: Scleropages formosus (Asian bonytongue)
Lineage: Eukaryota; Metazoa; Chordata; Actinopteri; Osteoglossiformes; Osteoglossidae
Product: glutaredoxin domain-containing cysteine-rich protein 1-like
Exons: 4
Coding region: 169-1059 (296 amino acids)
Biological process (GO): sensory perception of sound
Source: RefSeq, a predicted model, not a curated record
GUCACCCCGCCGUGCUUUCAGCCUGAGACUCGGGUUCAUGGGGGUCCGGAAGAGAACGCGCACGCCGUGCCAUGUUGUCUAGGCUCGCGUUAAACCGUGGCGCAGAAUAGAAGGAGGGAAGGAGGGCGAUGUAACCUUUGUGUUUCCUGCUUCUGUUUUCCCCGCACAAUGGAGGGAGCGAGCGCGAAAGGCGCGGAGGAGAAGCCCCCGAAGAAGGUUCGCUUCCGAGUGGCGUCGGCCAACAGCGGCCGAAUCCUCAAGGAGGUGUUUAAGGACGAGGGCCCCGCGGGUUCCCUGGACUCGGACGGUACCAGCGGCUCGGAGGCGGAGCGCGGCGGCGCGGCGGCGCCCGGCGAGGCCAACGGGCACCUGGGGGGCCUCCGGGGCCCCGAGGCGGAAGACAGCGGGAGCGAACCCGACGACCUGCUGCUGUACGCCGGGGGCGCCGCCCGGGACCGACCCUUCGGCACCAAGCGGGUCAACAUCCUGAGCAAGAACGGGACGGUGCGGGGCAUCAAGCACAAGGUGAGCGCCGGGCAGGUGCUCUUCAACAACCUCGCCAACGUCUUUGGGCCGCCCGUCAAGCUGGAGUUCGGCCGCAUCGUCAUCUACACGACCGGCUUCCGCGUGGUGCGGACCACGUUCGAGCGCUGCCAGCUGGUGCGCAAGAUAUUCCAGAACCACCGGGUCCGGUUCCUGGAGAAGAACGUGGCCCUGAACAGCGACUUUGGCAGGGAGCUGGAGGAGCGGUGCCGCCGGGUGGGGGAGUCGCCCUCCCUCCCCGUGGUCUUCAUCGAUGGACAUUUCCUCGGGGGAGCCGAAAAAAUUCUGGGGAUGAAUGAAUCGGGGGAGCUUCAGGACCUCCUCAUCAAAAUUGAGAAGGUGCAGCACCCCCACACGUGCCCCACCUGCGGGGACUUUGCCUUCAUCCCGUGCCCCAUGUGCCAUGGCAGCAAGAUGUCCGUGUUCCGCAACUGCUUCACGGACUCCUUCAAGGCCCUCAAGUGCACCGCCUGCAACGAGAACGGCCUCCAGCCGUGCCCCAGCUGCACCCUGUAGGACCACGCCCCCUCGAGGAUGCGCACGGGACAGCGCCCGAACACUCGUAUACGCAUCGCUCAAGAUAU